AUGUCAGACUCCAUCGCAUUCUCCCCGGGUCCCUACCACAUCAUCUCCUAUGGAGCCCUCCUAGGAACGACGUUCUUCCAUUCCUUUGUAAACGGCAUCACAAUGUUCCGCGUCCUCGAGCGGCCGGCCUUUGCAACCGCCCAAAACGCCCUGUUCCCCGUCUACUUCACCAUUCAGACGGCUCUCCCCGCCCUUAUGGCCCUCACCUACCCGGGCAGCCGCGGUCUCCUCGGCGAGCAGGCCAGCAGCAUCACCGGCCUCCUCCAGGAGUCGAACCGCUACACCGCCCUCCUGCCCAUCGCCACCAUGUUCCUCACGGGCCUCGUCAACCUUGCCGUCGUCCUGCCCAAGACCGUGACGGUCAUGAAGGCUAGAUAUGCCCAAGAGAAGAAGGAUGGAAAGAAGAGCUACGACGCCGCGCCGCAUUCUCAGGAGAUGCAGGCUCUCAACAAGUCCUUUGGCAAGCUUCACGGCAUCUCCACCCUAAUCAACCUGGCUGGCUUCAUUGCCAUGAUCCAGUACGGUUUCUCGCUAGCAGCUCGUCUUGACUAA
Colletotrichum paranaense is the source of this 552-nucleotide messenger RNA. RefSeq lists its product as uncharacterized. Bases 1 to 552 code for a protein of 183 amino acids. The transcript is spliced from 4 exons. The record is from RefSeq and is a predicted model, not a curated record. Lineage: Eukaryota; Fungi; Ascomycota; Sordariomycetes; Glomerellales; Glomerellaceae.